CCACACUCCAGUCCAGUAGGUGGCGGUAAUGCACCAAUUCGUUGUUUGCCAACCGCCAUUAAACAGAAGGAGAAGAAGAAGAAGAAGAAGAAGAAGAAGAAGAAGAAGAGGAAGAAGAAGAAGAAGAAGUCCAUGUUAGUGUUAGUGUUGCAGUGAGAGCAGAGUUUGGUGAACACAGCUUCUAAUAAGAGCAGAAAAGCGUCAGUAUUAGUUUAGUGUGAGCUGUGUGUAACAUGUGCAGCCUUCAGAGUGUGAAGCUUUUCGUCCAGCAGCGGCUAACUGCGGCUGUGGAGGAGAUAUUUGGACAUUUAGACAAAACAAUAACCGAGUAUGAAGAGGAGAUCCACCGCAGACACCGCAGGCUGCUGGACGAGCUUUUAAAAGCUGAAACAAAGCAGCGAAAAGCAGUUUUACCUUUAGAUGUACGAAAAGUGAACAUUGGUGAAGAAGAGCGGCAGCAGAAGAGCUCCAAUCUGGACCAGCUGGACCCAGAUCCUCCAAAUGUUAAAGAGGAACAGGAAGAACUUUGGACCAGUCAGGAGGGAGAGCAGCUUCAAGAACUGGAGGAGGCUGAUAUCACCAAGUUCACAUUAUCUCCUGUUCCUGUGAAGAUUGAAGAUGAUGAAGAGAAACCUCAGUCCUCACAGCUUCAUCAAACACUAACUGAGGAGAUAAAAACAGAAGCUGAUGGAGAGGACUGUGGAGGAUCAGAACCAGACAGGAACUCACAUCCAGAUACACAUUUACUACCUGAUACUGAUGACAAGACUUCAGACUCUUUAAAGACUGAGACUGAAGACAGUGAUGAAUGGAAGGAGACCAGUGAACCUCAGUCAGAUUUAAAGUCUCCUGUGAGUUUUAAUACUAGAAAGAAAUUAUUUAGCUGCUCAGAGUGUGGUAAGAAAUUUAGCCAAAAAGGACACAUGGUCAUACACCUGAGAAUGCACACAGGUGAGAAACCAUUCAGCUGCUCAGUUUGUGGUAAAAGACUAGUAUGUAAAGGAUCUCUAAGUAGACAUAUGCUAAUUCACACUGGAGAGAAACCAUUCAGCUGCUCACUUUGUGGUAAAUCUUUUACUCAGUCAGGUCUGGAGUACCACCUGAAAACUCACACAGGAGAGAAACCCUUUAGUUGCUCAAUUUGUGGCAAGAAAUUUCUAUGCAAAGGGUCUCUCAGAAAACACAAGAGAAUUCACACAGUAGAAAAAUCAUUUAGUUGUUCAGUUUGUGCUAAAAGAUUCAAUCGGAAGGUGACUUUGCAGCUACACAUGAGAAUCCACACAGGAGAGGAAACAUUUAGCUGCUCUGAAUGUGGUAAACAAUUCGCCUUCAAACGAUACCUGCAGAGACACUUAAGAAUCCACACAGGAGAGAAACCAUUUAGCUGCUCCUUUUGUUGUUUUAGGUUUAAUAAAAAGGCAAAUCUGCAGAGACACAUGAGAAUUCACUCAAGAGAAACUGUUUAACUGCUCAGUUUGUGCUAAAAAAGGUGCAUCUGUCACAAAUUGGAAAAACUGUUAUAUUUCAGUGUUUGUUACCAAAGAUUCAGUUGGUCUACA
Scomber scombrus (Atlantic mackerel) is the source of this 1559-nucleotide messenger RNA. RefSeq names its product gastrula zinc finger protein XlCGF57.1-like. Gene Ontology annotation, biological process: regulation of transcription by RNA polymerase II. Lineage: Eukaryota; Metazoa; Chordata; Actinopteri; Scombriformes; Scombridae. The transcript is spliced from 2 exons. Bases 234 to 1466 code for a protein of 410 amino acids. The record is from RefSeq and is a predicted model, not a curated record. Gene Ontology annotation, molecular function: DNA-binding transcription factor activity; RNA polymerase II cis-regulatory region sequence-specific DNA binding.